Oryzias melastigma (Indian medaka) is the source of this 2455-nucleotide messenger RNA. RefSeq names its product urokinase plasminogen activator surface receptor. NCBI's taxonomy places the organism in Eukaryota, Metazoa, Chordata, Actinopteri, Beloniformes, Adrianichthyidae. The record is from RefSeq and is a predicted model, not a curated record.
CUGAGGCUCUGAAGUGUUACCAGUGCAUGACAUCAGAUCCUGAGGGCUGCACUGACCAAGAAGUAGAAUGUCCUUCAGAGAAUCAUCAGUGUGCUUCAGUUUUUCUCAAAGGUGGUUCACCAAGUGAGACAAUUCAGAUGAAGGGUUGUUUCUUACCUGAAGAGUGUAACGAGUAUUCAGCUAUCUAUGGAGAGGAAAAGAGGCUUCGUAUUUCCAAGUGCUGCAAGUCAGACCUCUGCAACACUGAACCUGUCCCUGAACCCAGCGAACCCGUUCCAAAUGGCUUACAAUGCUUUGGCUGUGUUGGAGACGACUGCAACAGAACUGUGAAUUGUGAGGGGAUCGAGGAUCACUGUUUUACAGAAACAGUGUCAUUCUCUAUAAUUACACGGACAAGGAAAGGCUGUGCUUCAAAGAGUGUAUGCUCCGCUGGAGAAAGCAACUCAGGGGAAGAGUCUUUUGGUAUCAAAAGAAGCUGCUGCCAGGGGAACUUCUGCAAUGCCGCCCCCACUGAUACUCUAAAGUGUUACAAGUGCUCAACACCAGGAAACUGCACUGACAAAGAGGAAGUGCAAUGUCCUGACCAGAAUCAUCAGUGUGCUUCAGUCUAUAUGAAAGAUAAAUAUACCACAACGGAUCUUCAACUAACGGGUUGUGUCCCAGCUGAACAAUGUGGGGAUUUUUCAACUGACUACGGAGAUAAUAAAAAGUUUAAAAUGAUCCAGUGCUGCAACUCAGACCUCUGCAACGGACAACUCAUCGAACCAGAAUCUGUUCCAAAUGGCAAAACGUGCUGUCUUGGAGAACAAUGUGACAGAACUCUGAACUGUGAAGGGAACAUGGACCACUGUUUUACAACAACAACUGUUGUUCUAGCUCUUGAAGGGAUCGAGAAAGGCUGCACUACAAAGGAUCAUUGCGCUUUGAAGACAGAAUUUAAGCAUAAAUAUUUUGCUAUGAACGUCAGCUGCUGCCAAGGUAACAACUGUAACCAUGGCAACAUUCAACCUAAGAUUACACCAACUGUCCAAAGCAGCGCCACCAUUUCAAAUGAAAAAAAUCGUGGCGAGAUCAAUCCAACUGUCAAAAGCAGCGCCACUAUUUCUAAUGAAAAAAAUCAAAUUCGUGACGGGAUCAAUCCAAUUGUCAAAAGCAGCGCCAAAAUCCCAAAUCAAAAAAUUCGUGGCGGCAUCAAUCCAACUGUCAAAAGCAGCGCCAUCACUGCAGCUGCCAGUGCUAGCAUCUUUGCAGGACUGUUGAUCUUUUUGGUUUCGUUUUCAUAAGUGAUGACACAGCUGAUUUUCCUUUUUGUUUUUUCUGUCAUCUAAUAGGUACCAGUCUGUAAUGGCCCAUCUUUGAUACUUUUGACCAAAGUGGGAGGCAAAAAAAUAUGUUUAAAAAAAUAAAAUGUUAUUUUUAAGUAGUUAAGAAUAUUUAGAACUUUUAAAUUGUAGAAAACCUAUUUAUUUAAUUGUUUGUACUGUAAGAAUGAUGUAUGUGUAAUUUCCCAGUACAAUGUACAACAACACAAAGGAUCUUUGUGGGUUUUCAAUAAACAAUGGCUGUUAAAAGCAAUUUUUUUAUUGUUUUUACCAAUUUGUUGCUCAGUGGUUUAAACAUAGCAGAAAAUAUUUGAAUAAAAUUGUGCUGGACCAGGGAGUUAGGAGGGAGACAAGUUGAAAUGCUAUGAAUGAAAAAUAAAUGGUAUUACCUAAGUUAGCAAGAUAAAUUAAUAAAUUUUUUUAAUCAAAGUGGGGGGGGCUGCCAAGAUACAGAAGUAGAGAGGUUGACCUCUGAAUCAGAGGAUUGCAGGUUCGGUUCCCACCUCGCCCGCCUUCGUGUCAACGUGUCCUUGGGCAAGACACUGAACCUGACAUUGCUCCUGGUGGUUACAGGUAGUGUCAGUGUUAAGGAGUAGAGCCGCUAUCAGUGUGUGAAUUUGUUUUGCACGUGAGUUAUUGGGGUGGUAAAAAAUGCAGUGGGUCUUCUAUGAAGGUAUGAAAGAGCCUUACAAGUAUACAUCACUUACAAUAACUAUACAUAAACUCAUCUGAUUUGUAAUCCAUUAAAGGGCCUAAACCAUGAAAAAUCAAGUGUUUUAUAAUGUUCAUUCCUCAUUAAAAAGAACCCCAAACUGGUAUUUUAAUCUGUUCACGCAUUUAUGAGUAUUCCUUUAAAAACCUGUGCUCUGAGCAGCAGCCCCUCCCAUACCUACAAAAACGAGUAGGUCCUCACCGUGUGACAGACUAGAGAUAACCAUAUACAUUGAUUUUCUUUUCUUUCUUUGCACAUACAUAAAAUGCAAUCACGUGGAUUACAGUGACAAAUAAAAACUGAAAUACAUCUGUGCAGGAGAGAGUGAGAAGACCUACACAGGUCUUAUAUAACAACCUCCCCCAAAACACAACCAUGCAACAGAAACAGAAAUGUUAAGCAAAAAAAAUAAAUAAAUAAA